Messenger RNA from Ctenocephalides felis (cat flea), 560 nucleotides. RefSeq names its product protein phosphatase 1 regulatory subunit 12A-like. NCBI's taxonomy places the organism in Eukaryota, Metazoa, Arthropoda, Insecta, Siphonaptera, Pulicidae. Gene Ontology annotation, cellular component: cytoplasm. The transcript is spliced from 2 exons. The coding region runs from base 179 to 442 and encodes 87 amino acids. The record is from RefSeq and is a predicted model, not a curated record. Gene Ontology annotation, molecular function: phosphatase regulator activity; enzyme inhibitor activity.
GAAACAUCUCACUCACAAUCAGUUCAGUCAGUCCGAGUCCGAGUGUGUUUUUAAUCGGUAACAUCUCCCAAAAAGUUAAGUGUCUCCUUUUAUCACCAUUAUCAUUUACCUGUGUACGAAACUAUUACCGUCGAUCGUAUGGGGUGUAUCGUUGUUAAGUGUUUUUAGUGUCGUUUAAAUGUCGCUCGAGGCCCGUUCGAGUUCGGCCCUGUUCAAAAGGGCCGAGCAGCUGAAACGAUGGGAGGAAUCCGAGACGAACAGGGAGCCCCCCGUCCCCAAACACAACUCCCGACGUAUAAAAUUCUCCUCCGGCUGCGUCUUUUUGGCAGCGUGCGCGGCCGGCGAUAAGGACGAGGUGCUCAAAAUGCUCGACCAGGGGGCCGACAUCGACACAGCCAAUGUUGACGGACUCACAGCCCUUCACCAGGGCUUGGAAGUUUGAUCCAUCGAAGAAUAUUAGGAAUGGAUUUCUAUUAAAAUGAGGAACUUUUUGUAGGAACUGUUUGGCUCGAACAAGAUUUAGGGAUUAGAUAGACUGAUAGAAAUUUUAAAACAGGUAG